UCGUCCAUUUUGUCAGAGGAUUUUGGCAUUGAGAUUAGCAGUAGCUUGUCUCUUAUUCCAACGAAGCCGACCCACAUCCUUACAGCUACAAUGUCGGAACAAGCCAUCUCCUUCGCUAAAGAUUUUCUGGCUGGUGGAGUUGCUGCUGCCAUAUCAAAGACAGCAGUGGCCCCCAUAGAGAGAGUCAAACUGCUGCUGCAGGUACAACAUGCAAGCAAACAGAUUGCGGUAGACCAGCAGUACAAAGGCAUUGUCGACUGUAUCGUGCGCAUUCCCAAGGAGCAGGGUUUUCUGUCGUUUUGGCGUGGCAAUUUGGCCAAUGUCAUCCGAUACUUCCCCACUCAGGCCCUUAACUUCGCCUUUAAGGACAAGUAUAAGCAGAUUUUCCUGGGUGGUGUAGAUAAGAACCAGUUCUGGCGCUACUUUGCUGGUAACCUUGCUUCUGGAGGUGCUGCUGGAGCCACAUCCCUUUGUUUUGUGUACCCUCUGGAUUUCGCCCGAACACGCUUGGCUGCUGAUGUUGGCAAAGCUGGAGCCAGCAGAGAAUUCAAAGGCCUAGCUGACUGCCUGGUGAAGAUUUCCAAAUCUGAUGGUAUUAAAGGCUUGUACCAAGGGUUCAACGUGUCUGUGCAGGGAAUCAUCAUCUACAGGGCUGCCUACUUUGGUGUCUAUGAUACAGCCAAGGGUAUGCUCCCAGAUCCAAAGAACACCCACAUUGUGAUCAGCUGGAUGAUUGCACAGACUGUGACUGCAGUGGCUGGUGUAAUGUCUUACCCAUUCGAUACUGUGCGUCGUCGUAUGAUGAUGCAGUCUGGCCGUAAAGGAGCCGACAUCAUGUACAGUGGAACAAUUGACUGCUGGAAGAAGAUUGCAAAGGAUGAAGGUGGAAAGGCUUUCUUUAAGGGUGCAUUGUCCAAUGUUCUCAGAGGCAUGGGUGGUGCCUUUGUGCUUGUCCUGUAUGACGAAUUCAAGAAAUUCGUCUAAACUAAUUCCAUAAUUCUUCCAUACACUGGGGAACAUUGAAGAUGACCAUGUAGAACAGCUGAACCAUAAAGGACCAUUAAGCUUAUUCAGAAUCUUCCCUGUCAAGUAUUUAUAGGGCCCAGAUAAUGUGUAAUACUUGAAACCUAGUGACCAAGAAGACUCCUUAACACAGUAAAUAAUGUAUUUUCCACUUUAAGCACCAUGUACUGUUGUUUUUGUUUUAUUUUAUUUUUUGCACAGCUCUGUGUCUAGCAGUUGUGUUUUAAAUUGGGGCAUUCUCCUCCAGAAUAAUAAAUAUAAAAAUAUAAAA
Polyodon spathula (Mississippi paddlefish) is the source of this 1294-nucleotide messenger RNA. RefSeq names its product ADP/ATP translocase 3. Gene Ontology annotation, biological process: mitochondrial ADP transmembrane transport; mitochondrial ATP transmembrane transport. The transcript has 4 exons. Lineage: Eukaryota; Metazoa; Chordata; Actinopteri; Acipenseriformes; Polyodontidae. The record is from RefSeq and is a predicted model, not a curated record. Bases 91 to 984 code for a protein of 297 amino acids. Gene Ontology annotation, cellular component: mitochondrial inner membrane. Gene Ontology annotation, molecular function: ATP:ADP antiporter activity.